CCUUAAACUGCUGCAAUGCCGACGGACGUGGCAGCCAUGCAGCACUACAACAUGAACGGUUACAACAUGCAGACUCUCAGCGCCAUGUACAACCUUCACGCGCAGGCGCAGCAGGCUCAUCCCGAGUACGGCCCCAGUGUGCAUGCGCUAACGUUGGCGGAGAGGCUAGCAGGUACUCCAGUCCCUAAUAUAAUCCUGGAGGCCCGGUACGGAGCUCAGCACAGGAAACAGCGCCGCAGCAGGACCGCCUUCACGUCACAACAACUCGCCGCUCUGGAGAAAUGCUUCCAGAAGACACAUUACCCGGAUGUAGUCAUGAGAGAGAGGCUGGCCAUGUGCACCAACCUGCCCGAGUCUAGAGUACAGGUCUGGUUCAAAAACAGACGGGCAAAAUGGCGGAAACGUCAGAAAAUGCAGCAGCAGCAACACCAGAAAGAAGGAGAUUCCAAGAAAGAAGACGAAGACAAGGAGGGCAGCGAAGAAGCCAAAGCCGAGGAGACGUCGUCAACGGUAGUUUCAAACGAUUCCGAGAAGCCAUCCUCGUUAGACGCCACUCCUUCGUCAACACUAGAACCCAUGCCGGGAGACGACGGAAAUGACGUCACAGCCGGAAGUGACGGUUCUGAGUCGGAAGGAGGAGAAGAUGGCGCCUGCGCAUCUGCUAUGGAGGAUGCCAUCCACCAGAGAGAAGAGGCGUCUGCUACAACACCAUCGUCAGAGACGAGCGAGCCAAUGAACAAAAAGAGAAGGGGCUCUGCUUCCAGUAUGCCAAGCACUAGUGCAGGACCUGAGAUCUCCCGAACGAUGAGUUUCCUGACGCCCGGGUACAACUCUGCCUACUCCAACUCUCCCCUCAGUCUGCUACAACUACAGCAGCAGUUCCAACAGCACACCAUGAACAUCAACAACCUGAACAACCACAUGUACCACCACCAGACUCACAUGCAGGUUCCGGGGCCAUAUGUUGGCAUCGACCAUCUCCAGCAUCAGCAGCCGUCUUUCCACGCGGCCCCGCAACCAGCCUGGUCCAGACCGCCCGUUCUACCUCCCUCGGUGCCCCCACCACCCGCAGUCAGCAAGGAUAUGCAAAUCAACAGCAUCGAGAGUCUGCGCAUGCGUGCCAGGCAACACGCAGCCGCACUAGGGAUCCAUUAUUCUGACAUAUAAUAUCCCGACACAUGACGUCAUUCAAGACCAUUAUUUCAAAAAUCCUGAAGCCUUACUCUUGCCAAAUCUUGUAUAAGAAGCCCCGACAUCUACAUUUUCUUUCUUCUAAAAUACCUACUUUCCAAUAUUCUAAGUUGUAAGAUGCAGCCAAAUAUGGGCAAUGUUGACAUUUGACAACUCUCAAAUUAUGACCUACCUCAAUCCUCUGAGCGGUCAGUGUUAGUAAAGCAGUGAAAAAUUUGAAACAGAACAAUGUCAACAAUGAUAUUCACAUCAAGCCUAUUUGAGUACCAAGAGAUAAUCCUAUCUAUUUUAAAUUUAGAAUCUUAGCUCUACAUUUCUUACUAUUUUCAACAAAAGAGAAAAAAAAGCUGCAUCAGCAUUGAAAGUGUUUGAAACGUACAUAUUUAUAUGAGUCAUUUGGAGGCCGGGACGGAAAAAGUAUUGCAGAUUUGACGUUAACUUAUGAUGAACGUGUUUGUAUCUUCUUUAUUUUUCUUUUCUUGUGCGUAUGUGCCUUGGUAUGUGUGAAAGUAUGUACAAAUUAUAGCACAGCAAUCUCGUAAGUUCUCACGAGAACACGCGAGACGUAGAUUCCAGAGUAAUGAAAUGUUACAAUAAUAGAUGACAUCGACAAUACUAUAUGGAAGCGUUAGUCUCAACGGAUCACAGGGUAACAGUUUUGUAUGUAAAAAGAAUAUGUAUAUUAUAUUAUAUAUUUGUUGCAAGCUUUAUGUAAUGCACUGUACAGCUGUGUUGGCAACACUUUGAAAUGUCUUAGAAAAAUGCGUAAUGGUUGCUGCAUCGUGUAGAAUUAUUACUGAGGGCCCAAAAACGAUUCCAAUUUUAUAGGAAGUGAAAGCUCCCAAGAAGGUAAUUGGUAUAAAUGUACAAUGUAGAAGGUUUCCCUCUAGCAAACACACAACGCCAAAGAUUCGCACACGGUAGUAUUUUAGUGUUAUUGCACAUAUACACAUUUACGUUUGUUCCAACAAUUCGAAGAUACCUCGUCGUGGUGCCAACAUCCCUAAGCAAAAACGCUCCUAGCGAUCUUGUGUUGAAAUGCAUCAUGCGCUACGUACAUUCCCUGUCAUAGAGACAUCACGAUGUUUAUACAUUAAUAUGAGAGAGCUGUGGUUUAAGUGUUGUGAGAAAUACACUGUUCUUUCCAAUGUCUCUGAAAUGUCAUGUUUUUGAUGUCUAAGACAUAUAUCCCUCUCGUAGCUGAGAAUGGACAUAUGGUAUUUCGUUCAUAGCUUGCAUUCUGAGCUUUCAAAGAAGCAUAUGAUAUAACAUCACAAACGCCAAGUUAUAUAAACAUUCAACAGAUAUUAGAUUAUUUCCAUAUUGAAUGUAGAACUAGUAGAAAACAAGACAUAUGCAUCUUUCCAAUAGAAAUAAUUGCCUGCAACGUUGAGAAAAGUAAAUUUCAAAAGGGCUGCCGCAUAUACUUAUAGGUUUUGCCUUCAAGAUAAAACACUUUUUUUUCUGAGAACGAAAGGGACAAAGAACAAAUAUCUGCCAUAUGUUGUGCUUCUACAAACAAAUAAUUUUUUAAUUUUCUACCAGAAACAUAAACUCUACAUGGAAGUACUUCAAAUUAACAUAGCCAUAGACAAUCUUUACUAGAAAAAGAAUGUUUUUAUUUAUAAAUUAUCCAUUUUAAAUUGCACAAAUUAUGCUGUCCAAUAGAAAUACCCCACGUUGAUAAGAUAAUAAAAUCGUAUACAAUCGCUACUCCCGAUGUUAACAAGCUACAUAAUAGUCAGAAAAUUUGGUUCUUUGUCCUAUCUGGAUGCUUUGUACAAAAUGCUUUCGCUAAAAAUAGAUUGGAAAUAGUUGUUCUUGAAGAGUGAUCUAUCAGACUGCUAGUAUUUUGUUCUGUGAGUCAAUGUAGAUGCCUAGCGCUGUGCAUAAUUGUAUAUUUUCUAUAGUAGUAACGGCGUUUUUGAAGCACAAGACCUGCUCUUUUGACACUCACGUAUGAACUGAGAAUAAAAUAGGCACUACUGUCUUUUAUAUUGGAGUCGUUUUAUUGACAUUAUUUGAUUAUUAUUAUGUUAAUUAUGCCACACA
Molecule: messenger RNA, 3243 nt
Organism: Branchiostoma belcheri (Belcher's lancelet)
Lineage: Eukaryota; Metazoa; Chordata; Leptocardii; Amphioxiformes; Branchiostomatidae
Product: diencephalon/mesencephalon homeobox protein 1-like
Exons: 6
Coding region: 16-1167 (383 amino acids)
Biological process (GO): regulation of transcription by RNA polymerase II
Molecular function (GO): DNA-binding transcription factor activity, RNA polymerase II-specific; RNA polymerase II transcription regulatory region sequence-specific DNA binding
Source: RefSeq, a predicted model, not a curated record